Trifolium pratense (red clover) is the source of this 1348-nucleotide messenger RNA. RefSeq lists its product as uncharacterized. Lineage: Eukaryota; Viridiplantae; Streptophyta; Magnoliopsida; Fabales; Fabaceae. Bases 452 to 982 code for a protein of 176 amino acids. The transcript is spliced from 3 exons. The record is from RefSeq and is a predicted model, not a curated record.
ACAAAUCGUCUUAUUGAAGGAAAUGUGAACAAACAACGACAACAAUCGUCUCAUUUUUCUCUGAGAAUCGUUCAACACUAAGUUUCGUUUGAUUCUGAGAGAAUCGUUCAACUUCAGUUCAACUUCGAUUCAGAAUCGUUCAUCAUCCCUCAAGGUUCAGAAUCUUUCAAUUGAAUUUCAGUUCUCUGAAGCUUCGAUUAAGCAAAUUCUUCUCAGCUUCUCAAGCUUCGAUUCAGUUUCUCAGCAAAGCUUCAAUUCAUAACCUCUCAAGCUUCAAUUUAGUUUUGUUCAUCGUUCAACUUCAGCUUCAGUUUAUAAUUUUGUUAAUUUUUUUUCUAGUUACUUUUCCAAUGUUCCCUAUAAAUUGGUAAUUAGGUAAUUGGAAAUUUGUCCUAUGAAGCAUUGAUUUGUUGAUUGGUUUACUGUAAUUUAAUUUUAACAUUUUUCCUGCAUGUGCCAUAUGUUUGUGCCAACACCACUCACAUCGUGGCUCCGGUGGUAUCCACACCAUCGAUGGAUGAAUUGGGACGCAUUUACCAGUGUAUUUCUUUGGCAGUUUAAGCCUGAUUGGCGAGUCAUUUUACCGUUACCGGAUGAUGAAGAGGAGCCAAUUUCAGAAUCGCCACCGCCGUCAGAGUCGUAUUUUGACAGCAUUGUUGUGUUUUGGAUGUUUAGGUGUCAUUGUCAGGUUCAAUCUGUACUGCUGUUACUUGGCGGCCGUGAAAUACCUCCAACAGUACCUUCCAUGCCACUGACGAAAAUAACCGGGAUGCUAACAAAUACUCUCACUAGCGGACAAUUAAUUUGGUGGCGCGAUAUCUUGAAGAUUGGGGGAGAAGACAACGAUGAUGGAUGGUUUAUUGAUAAUGUGUGUAAUGUUCUUGGCGUUGGCACCAUAGAUGGUUGGGUCCAGUUUGCUUCAAGAAUCUUGAUCCUAGUUUGUUUAGCAAAGCUGCAAACCCAGGGGCCUCUCAGAGGCUGAUGAGAAUUGGAAUUGGCAGACGUCUUGCUGCCAGGAGAGAGGGAAACUGCCACCGAAAAGUUGAGCAUUCUGUCAGAGUUCAAACCUAGUUUAAAUUUAUAAAUUAGUUAAUAUAAGUAUAGUCAUGAUAUCCACAUACAUAAUGUCAUUGUCCAAAGAUAUCAUUUUAUUAUAGACCUUCAACUCUAGUUAGUACUAUAAAGAAAGAUAUUUAGUCAAUAUGUGUUAGUACUAUACAUUUUUAUAAAUUUGGUACUAUGCUAACAGAGUGUUCUGUUUUUCCCACUCAAUCAAUAGUCUUUUUCUCUAGAUAUUAUGCUUUGUCAACCAUAAUCAAGAAUUUAAUGGAGGACAAAACUAGUUAAC